This is a messenger RNA of Acanthamoeba castellanii str. Neff, 1440 nucleotides long. RefSeq lists its product as uncharacterized. Gene Ontology annotation, cellular component: actin cortical patch. Gene Ontology annotation, molecular function: phosphatidate phosphatase activity. The transcript is spliced from 9 exons. The record is from RefSeq and is a predicted model, not a curated record. Bases 1 to 1440 code for a protein of 479 amino acids. Lineage: Eukaryota; Discosea; Longamoebia; Acanthamoebidae.
AUGGCGUGGUACGUGGGCAGAGUGCUGGCGUGGCUGGGGCUGGCGGGCCUCGUGCUCGCGCUGGCACUGCAGCACGCGGCAGUGCACGAGUUCUUCUUUCGAUCCGAGGUGGUGGAGGCCGACGAGGACGUGACCCUCUUCCCUACCAUCGCUCGAUUCGUCUACGACCCUUCCUCUCCGCCUUCCACUGCUUCUUCAUCCUCCUCCUCUCGAUCUCACCUCAAAUCGAAGCUCUACAAAAAAUCUGCAAACUCGGAAAAAAUCGCCAACGACAUGGUUGAUCCUGCCGAGGGAGCUGUAGGGCAGACCGAAGCUGCUGCCGAUCUUACCUCCAACUCCUAUCUUGAUGAGUGCGAGCGUCUAUUCGUGAGAGCGGGCAUCCACGGCUGUAUCUACGAAGAGGAAGCUGGCGACUACUUCAACUGGGCGCUGAUGAAGCUGGCCGGCCUCCUGGCCCAUCGCUACGACUACACCGACGCGCUCGAGAAUCCGCUGUUCCGACACCGGCUGAGCCGCUUCCUGGUCGACAACGAGGGCAGCAAGCGCGUGACCGUCUACUUUCCGCUCACCAACGGCAGCUUCGCGAGGUACCCGCUGUCGAGGCUGUCCGCGACCAACGGCCACUUCGAGGACCAGAUCGUGCUCGACGUCGGAUGCGCCGGCUCCGAAGGCCAGCAACAAGAUGAUGGUCGCGGCGUGCCCGUUAUCGAAGACUUUGAUGGACUCAAGCGGAUAAGGUACUUUGUGCUCUCGCAGGACAACCGGACCUUCCACGGCCAUUCCUUCCUUGUCGAGGAGGAGGGCAUCAGCUUCAUCUCCGACAUCGAUGACACAAUCAAAGUGACCGGCGUGACCAAUGGCAACGUGCUCUUUGAGAACACGAUGCUCAACGAGUUUGCGUUCGUGAAGGGCAUGAACCACCUCUACAACCACUGGAAGACCAAGUACACCCAAUUGGGCCACCACGUGCAAUUCCAUUACGUGUCCGGCGGGCCGUGGCAGUUCUAUCCGGUGCUGCAGGAGUUUCUCCACAGCGCAGAGGCGUCCUUUCCCGAGGGCACAUGGCACCUUAAUCAAAUCUUCCGCGACCUGGCAAGCUUCAUGACCUUCAUUCGAUCGCCGCUCAUCUUCAAGGUCGAGGUCAUCAAGCCGCUCAUUGCGUCCUUCCCGCACCGCAAGUUCGUCCUUGUGGGCGACGACGGUCAGCAGGAUCCCGAGGUCUAUGCUGAGAUCGCCCAGGAGUUCCCUGAUCAGGUGCUGCACAUCUUCAUUCACCACGUCAACGGAACCAACGAGGCCGACGGGGUGACGUCGUACAGCGUGGCCGAACCAGGGCUGCAGAGAUGUCAGAAGGCGUUUGCCCACUUGCCCGCAAACAAGUGGACCCUCUUCUCCGACGCCCAGCUCGACACACUCGACGACCAGGAGUUUGCCUUGUGA